Molecule: messenger RNA, 1260 nt
Organism: Labrus bergylta (ballan wrasse)
Lineage: Eukaryota; Metazoa; Chordata; Actinopteri; Labriformes; Labridae
Source: RefSeq, a predicted model, not a curated record
ACAGGCUGGUGCUUUAUUCUCUUUACAGCCUGACCCCACCCUGACUCUGAACAACCCCACACCAGCUCUGAAAUAAAAGGAUGAUCGACAACCUACAGACCAAAGAGUGGACAGUUUGGGAUAGUCUGAGCAACUGCUGCAUCGUCAACCUGGUCCCUUUAAUCAUGCUGAAGGACAGUAUGUUGGUGUUAAUCUUCCUCUGUGUCACGAUGAUCCCUCUGAAUGCAGAGAAGGAGGCUGCAUUAAACCCAACCUCAGCACCUGAAUAUCCUGAAGGGGGGGUCCAGAAUAUUUCUGUCCAGGCUGCCAAACAGAAAUCCACCAACACUGCCCUGAAGGCCUCAGGUGUCCCAGUGCAGGUCCAGUCAGGUCUGUCUCGGCUCAUCAAGAUCCCUCUGAGCUUGUUUCCUGACUCUGUAGACGACAUGUACCACGGCUGCUCCCACAAGAUGCUGAUCAAAGUGAAGCGUCGCUACCUCCCGCAGAGCACCAGAGAGGGCUUGCACUCCACCUACACCAAACUCUGUGCCCUGAAAGCCAUGAAGGAGAAGGACCCGUACGACCCGCUGUCCUGGAAUCACUUCAGGGCCCUUUGUGCCUACACAGCCGGGUCAUAUGACGACUUAAACCGAGCAGUCCGCCAAGGGAGGGCUUCCUACAAGACCUCGUUUGAAUUCCAUGCCCUCCACUUCCUGCUUUCAGACGCUAUUCGGCUCCUAAAACUCAACCAGAGAAAUUGCUACACAAGCUACCGGAGAAGCAGACUGCUCUUCAGCGGCGAGUCUGGACAGACGAUCCGCUUCGGAUCAUUCGCCUCCAGCUCCCUGAACAAGGACCUGCGGCAGUUUGGCCGUAGGACCUGCUUUGAGAUCCACACGUGUUUUGGCGCCUACCUCAAGUCGUACUCGGAGUUCGACUCGGACGAGGAUGAGGUGCUGAUUCCUCCGUACGAGAUGUUCAAAAUCGUGUCCAUGGAUACGUCAGGAGAGGACGAUUUAAAGUGUGAUGUCGUGUUCAAGCUGGAGACUGCUGGAGUUUACAGCAGUCUCAACUGUCAGGCUGCGGGCCUGCUUUAAAAAGUCACGAUUUAAAAGUGUACACGGUCGUUUGAAUGUUUAUUAUUUAAAUAUAUGACAUUUAUAGCAGUGAAGAGAGACUUUCUCUACAUUUAAGUAUCUAAAAUCUAUUACACUCCUGGAUUAAAGGCAGGGUUGGUAAUUCUCCUCCAGAUCCACUUUUUAAGAUUUUGGUUGAAAUUGU